UGUAAACGCCGGCGUUGCCCGGGAGACAAGCUAACGUCAGGCUGGCAGAGUUAGCUGCGCUCUGCUAACCUGAACUCUCGUUUGAAUUAUAACAAUAAAUCGGAAACGGGAUUAAAUAACAAGUUUAAACAGGUGAUGGUGUGACAGUGUUCGUCACCGUGUCACCGCAGUUUAUUCUGACUCGGCGUUCAGGUGAGUUUGUGAACUUCGGCUCUUCAGUUGGCUUAAAACUGGGAAAGCUAACAAGCUAAGCUAGCGUUAGCCAGUCAGUUAAAGCUGCCAUGUCAGAGAAAAGAGAGAGUGACGAGCAGGAGCGGGGAGAAGGUGAGGAGGGAGACAGCGACACUCACCCACAGCCAGGUGGAGGUGCUGAGGAGCAGCCGCCAGAGGGCGACGGAGAGCCGGGAGGAGGUGGAGAGGAGGAGCAGGAGGAGCAGGAGGACAGGGCAAGCACAGUUCUGGGUGGUGCGGACGUGUUGGAGACUGCUGAAGAAGCUGAACCUCGGUCUGAGCUGCAGGGCGACAUCGAGCAGAAACCAGAAGAUGGUGGAAACCCAACAGAAGAAAACGUCGUUUUUGUCUGUUCUUUGCUGAACAUCCCGGACGGUUCAGAUGUGUUGGAGACUGCAGAGGAAGCUGAAACUCAGGCUGAUCUGCCCGAUGAUGCCGAGCCGCUUACAGAGCCACAGAGGAAAGAAAAUGUCGGGAACUCUACAGCUACAGUGAAGGUGGUGCUGGUACCGGAGGGUCAUGUGAUGACCGUGGCCUUCGCCAUCGGUCUCAGCAUUCAGGAGCUGAAGCGUCACCUCGCCGCUGAGCUCAGAGUUCCUGCUGAUGUGCUGCAGAUCUCUGUGGACGGCCGAGUGGUGGAGGAGCAGCAGAGCCUGAUGGAGCUUGGCGUCCGGCCUCACGGCUCCACCCGGAUGGAGAUGAGCUCCACCGACCCGAACGCUCACCCACUCCGCCCCGUUCGCCCCCCAGAGCACGACAACAUGCCGGACGUCAUCACCGUCCGAGUCCAAGCAGAUGAGGGCGUGUUCCAGGAGGUGGUGGUGGAGAUUGAGCGUCCCCUCCAGCAGAAGGCUUUCCUGGGUGGCUACAGACACCGACUGACGGGGGUGGAGUUCCACCACGCCGCUGUCCAAACCCUCCACAAGAGGAGCCCUGACAAAACACUGGAGGUCUUCAGCCGAGACACGCAGACUGUAGAGCUGAAGUCUCAGGCCCAGCAGUGUCGGGUCAACGCCUCCACCCAGAUGACCGGCAUCGGCUGCUACGUCUCCUGUCUGAACGACAAGCUGGUCGCCCCCGGUAACUACGUAACUGCCGAUGAGCAUCACGACAGGAGGCUGAGAGCUGUGAUCCGUCUGCAGGCGUUUGCUCGGCGCUGGCUGGCCCAGCAGGAGGUGGACCAAGUGAGAAGGGAGCGGGACCGGCGGCUAGCCUGGCUGGAGAUGCAGGAGAGGAGGAGGAGGGAGGAGAAGGAGGAGCAGCUAAGAGACCGCCGGCAGCGCUGGAUGAACCCGCAGAGGAGGGAGGACUUCAACCUGCUUUACCACGCGCUGGAGAAGUGGAGGUGCGACGAGGAGCAGCGGAUCAACUCGUCCCUGCGAGGAGCUGAGAGGAAGGCCGCUCUCUGCUCGCUGCUGGAGCAGGAGGUGCAGCUCAUCGCCGACAUCGGGCGCCAUCAAAUCACCGUCCGGCACAACAACUACGACAAAACCAUCAGGAACUUCCUGGACAAGUCUGCGGCUCCUCAUCAGUGGCGAGCAGCCAACGGUAAACUGAUCGAGAUGGACAGUCUUCACAUCAUCAGAGCCAGAGAGCUGCGAGACCUGUACAGCAGCAUGAACACGCCCACUGUGAGCCGCGAGCAGAGACUGCAAGUCCUCAUGACGCUCAAACACACUGUCAAGGAGCAUGCGUGUCAGCUGACCCAGGACAUCGUGGACUUGAUUGACAGGGAAGUGGACCUGAUGACUCGGGGGGUGAAGGCAGCCAGUCUGGAGGGGCUGAGGAAGAGGAUCUCCACUCUCUUCCUCCAGUACAUUAAAAUACCAGCGUUUAACCCUGAGGUGGCCAAACUGCUGAAGGUUCCACAGAAUCCCUCCCAGCUGCAGAAAGACAUGUUCCUGUGCCGGAGCUGUCAACGCUACCUUCGCUCUGCCGACUUCACCCCGUCUGCCAGCAAUGUCCUGAGCAGUCGGUGCAACGACUGCACCGUACUCAACAACAUAGCAAAAUCCCGUAACGACUACUCCUGCUACAAAAACAUCCUGAGCAGGCUGAGAGCUGACGAGCUGCGGCUCGACAAGGGGGCCAAGAUUCCCUUCCUGCUGCAGGUGGAGGACGUGCAGUACCUGGUGGAGGUGGUCUGGGCGUCCCGCUCGGUCCUCAACGGCAGCAGCGACCUCUACAACCUGGUGUUUGUCCGCUGGGACCGACGGAGGGACUGGAGCCCCUGGAACUGCCUCUUGCUGUCCAAUGAAGAGACGUCCGCUCACAUGGAGUUAGAAGACAUCUCCAAGGCGUACGAGGCGACGUUCGUCCAAAGCAUUGAACACAAACACACGCUGGCUCGGCGCCACUUCAGGCAGAUCUCCGUCAUGGCUGAGUACCUGGACCCUCAGCCGGCCGCUGCCCCGGGCAACCAGCUUGUCUGCAAGUCCAUCACCAUGGCGACAGGAGAGCGCACCCCUGACACUACAGAGGCCUCAGCUUGUUAAAAAAAGACCCCGUGGUUUUCUGUCUUUACUCAGUUUCCUCCCUCACUCAUUUGUAUUCAGUCUGAAAUCACAACACUCUCGUCGGGUGACACCUGGUUUCUGAUGCCUUAUGUGAACGGCAUGAUGUGUGUGACCUCUGCUUACUGUUCUGAUCGUCCAAGGUUGGUUGUCAAAAGAACUAGACAAUCCUAAAAUCCAUCUUCAGCUCCUGAUGUGUUUUCCAGUGGUGCUGUCGAUGAACUCUUAAAUGAGGAAGAAUAAAGAAAUGAUUAUGAAAAUGAA
Acanthopagrus latus (yellowfin seabream) is the source of this 3008-nucleotide messenger RNA. It is a transcript of the gene iqub, whose product is annotated as IQ motif and ubiquitin domain containing. The record is from RefSeq and is a predicted model, not a curated record. Gene Ontology annotation, molecular function: protein binding. Gene Ontology annotation, biological process: cilium assembly. The coding region runs from base 282 to 2726 and encodes 814 amino acids. Gene Ontology annotation, cellular component: motile cilium; acrosomal vesicle. The transcript is spliced from 14 exons. Lineage: Eukaryota; Metazoa; Chordata; Actinopteri; Spariformes; Sparidae.